UGCACGUGUUUAAAAAUGAGCAAUAAGAGUAGGGUUGUGCAUAAAAAGCAGCUUGCCAUUAAGAAGAUAAAAGAAGAGAAAGAAAAACAAUUCUUCUUAACUGAUGAUAAUGGAAACAUCAUACCUGGAACAUACAGAACACCGGUCGGAGAAGUUAAAAUUAAAAAAAUUGAAGCAUCAGGAAAUUACGACAUCUUGUCACUCGCGCGCUCAGUGAACGACAAUUUUGCAUCGAGAACCAAAGAGUUAUUUACCCCAGAGGUGGAAGCUGUUAAAGAAGCUAUCAAGACAGGUGUAUAUGUUGCAUGGAGACCAAUAGAUAAACCUUGGAACCAACAAGAUUGUCAACGUGUAUGUUCCACUUCUCGUUGUUUUUGUGGACACUCUUUAAAUCAGCAUGAAGCGUUUUCUUUGAAUAAAGGAUUCCCAAAGUGUAAUCAGACUGGGUGCUCAUGCAAAGGGUUUAAAUUUGUUCCCAGUAGACCAGAAGAAGUUGGUGAAUUUUGGUUAACUAGACGCAAUGAUUUUGAUGGUAAUUCGUAUCGUGUUAAAUGCAAGUGUAAGCAUACUCAUGAAGAACAUGUGGCUGAUCUCGUUCCUUAUCGAUGUAAAGUUAAGAGAUGCAGCUGUUCGGGAUUUUCAUCAGCUUUCCUUUGCGCUGCAUGUGACAAGCACUGGCAUGAGCAUCAAACAGUUUUUGAAACUGAAAUGGAACGCAAAUCUGAAGGACGUCCAGUUGGUGAAGGAUGGAUUCCGUUUGCUGAAUUACCAGAAUUAGCUAAAAUUGCACUGACUGGUGUAGAUAAUCCAAAUAUUCAAACAUUAACUGAUGCUUUGUCAGCAAGUUCUCGUCAAAGUCUUCUAGAAAAACAAACUUUACCUGCUAUCUCUGAAUUAAAAGAUUAAAAAAUUGGUAGCAUUAAUAAUUGUGGCAAUAAUUUUAAAGUAAAUGUUGUCUAAGUAAAUUUUUCAAUUUUUUAUUGUUGACAGAAAUCUAUAUUUAUAUACUACUUACUAUCUUGAUUUUCAGUAGCAUUUGCAAAUGAAUAUCUAUACACAUAUCUUUUAUUUAUCAUGUGGUUUUAAUAUCCAUUACUUUUAUUUCCUUUUCACUGUGUUGUUCUUAUUAUUCUUUCCUUAAAAUCAUUUGAAUGGAUUCACUUCUUUUAUCAUGAUUAUCUCGCCAUUAAUGUGAUAUACAAUUUUUAAAGUAUAUUUUGCUGUUCAAGAUAGACGGAAACAAAUUGUUAAGUUAUUUUUAAAGAACUUGAUGAAGUGAAAAGUAUCAACCAUUGUAAAAUCCUUGAAUAUAGAAACCUAAAUGUUGUAUGAGAUCAUGAUUUAAAGCAUAUUAGAACAAUAGCACCUAUCUAACCCUUAUUGCUUUUUUUUCUUUAAUGGUUAUUUAGUAAAAGUUAAUUUUCUGACAGAAAACUAGUUUCAAAGAGUAUUUUUUCUUGUGUGUGUGUGUAGCUUAUUUCCAUUUGUACUUUUUCAUGUACUUUUCUUUGCAAAGAUUCACUUUAUAUUUUUAUGGUUCUUAAGUGGACUAUUUCUUUCUUGAACUUUGUUCAAGCUGUGAUUAUUUAUUUAUUUCUUUCUCUCCAGAAUAAAAGAUGAUAUAACUAUUUAUUUUUUGUUGUUGGAAUCAUGAGUCAAUUGAAGCUAGACCACCAUGGAAAACCUGGAAGCACUGGGUGGCCGUUUCGUCCUGAUAUCGGACUCCUCGGCAAUGCGCAUCCACGAUCUUGCACCACACGAGAUUCGAACUCAGGACCUAUCAGUCUCGCACCAGGUGCUUAACCAACUAGACCUCUGAGCCGGCAUCCAGUGGUGUUAAUAUCUAGCCUCAACCAAUCCACGAAAUUGCGCGACCAUCUUCCAUUGUACUGAGGUUGACUCCUGUUUCUACCCGACACGGAUUAGCUCCACUGGUCACGGCUUCUCAGAACACUCAAUUUAACUACCGUAAAAAUAAGAUGAACUUAAUGUUUUUAUUAUUGUCACGGACACAUGAAAAAUACUCCAAGUAACUUUAAUAUUCUGAUCGUCAUAGUUUCACUUUGUUUCAGAUUACUAUUGUUAACAAACAACAAUAAUUAUGAUUUAUCAGUCCUCUAUGUAACUUAGUAGUGAACAACGAUCCAAGUGGGGACAACUGAAUGUAUUUCAUAUGGACAUUUCAAUAAAAUCUGAGAACCAUAUAGUAAAUAGUUAAUUUGCAAAAUAUCAAUCCAUAGUUUCAAAUUUGACUGUUCCUUUUGCAAACAUCAGUCCAUUGUCUCAGAUUUCAUUGUUCAUGCAUUUUCAUACCAAUUACUUUCCGUUCUCAAUCUUUCCUUCUUGAUAUUCUAGUGAAAUACAUUCUAUACCUGACCAUCGCUAUAUACUACUUAUAUGAAUAUAAGUAACUCACACCACAACUUGACUUUAAGUUAUUAAAUUUUAUACUUUUUUUCAG
Schistosoma margrebowiei is the source of this 2461-nucleotide messenger RNA. NCBI's taxonomy places the organism in Eukaryota, Metazoa, Platyhelminthes, Trematoda, Strigeidida, Schistosomatidae. The record is from the annotation of a GenBank genome assembly.